CACCUUCUUUUUUUAACACUUUUUUGAUCGUGAUAAACGCACUUUUUUUUUGUCAGAAGCACUUUCCUGCAGACGAGGAGCGGUUUGAUAUUAACCUCCAUCAUCACAUCCAGAAACAUCUCCAGAAGCCACCAUGAGGACCAGUCACAUCCUCCUGCUCUGCAUCCUGGGACACGCUCUAUUCGCCUCGGUGUUCUGCAACAAUGUUAGUGGUCUUGACGACUGCUGCUUCGAUUACCACCCGAGAAGUUUGAACAAAAAGUACGUCCGCUCGUAUUACAUGACCGACGACAGAUGCUCAAUGACUGCAGCCGUUCUGAUCACGAUGAAAGGAGCUACCCUCUGUGUGGAUCCGAAGCUUGCCUGGGUUGGGAGGGUCAUGACAAGUUUGGACCAAAAGAUCUUUUAAAACUCCAUGCCCGCUCAUCCUUCUUUUAAAGUGCCUGCGCCUUCUGUUGCUUUCAAAUGCAAUGAGAUCAUGAUUUUGGUGUUAAUGUGUAAAUCUGUAAUGGUU
This is a messenger RNA of Gymnodraco acuticeps, 514 nucleotides long. Its product is annotated as C-C motif chemokine 5-like. The transcript is spliced from 4 exons. NCBI's taxonomy places the organism in Eukaryota, Metazoa, Chordata, Actinopteri, Perciformes, Bathydraconidae. The record is from RefSeq and is a predicted model, not a curated record. The coding region runs from base 134 to 409 and encodes 91 amino acids. Gene Ontology annotation, biological process: cellular response to interleukin-1; immune response; G protein-coupled receptor signaling pathway. Gene Ontology annotation, molecular function: chemokine activity; CCR chemokine receptor binding. Gene Ontology annotation, cellular component: extracellular region.